CAGAUUCACAAGUCAAAACGAACAGAUAUUUUUGAGAUUAGAAAAACAUUUUUAUGUACAAAUCAGUAAUUUUAAACUUCUUUUCUCUGCUGUAUAUAUAUUUUGUAAAUCAAUUUUAAAUUAGCCUUUAGCAAUGGACAACACGACUGAAGAAUAUCGUACUCAAUGGAAAAACCAAUUUUUACACCAUAUGAAAUCGAAAUUUCAACCAAGCACAGCACAGGCAUGCCAGGAACAUAUGAAUCACAUGAGCAAAUUGCCCGAAUUCGAGAACUACAAGCAACAACGCCGACAAGCGCAGCGCUCCAGCGGUGGAGAUGCAGAUCGGGCGAUCUACGAUAUGCAUUUUCCGGGUCAUAGCAGUCAAGCCGACAGUUAUCGCGGCAGUAGUUACAACGAUAACGGUAGCUUUAAUCACUAUCAGCCUAAAUCAAAACCAGCACCUGCGUUGCCUUUAUCUAGUCACGCUAACUCACACAAAAUGCAUGGCAUGGACACUAAUGUAUAUUUAUAUGAGACUGAUUCAAAUAUGGGAGGCGUUGGACCAGGUUCCGAAGAAAGUAAUAAAUCACAGAAGUCAUCAAAAACUGUAGUUAGCAAAAAAAGUUCACAAGACUUACGCAAAAUGGUUAAAUCACAGUGUAAGCUACAUGAAGUGAUUGAUGAGACCUUAAAGCAAAUGUGUACCACCGAACCGUUUACUUACUCCGAGGGUGCUAAUCCUAGCAUUAAGGAACAGACGGGACAAAUGGGCUUGCAGAAAACACCAGGUUCAUGCAAGCGUUGCACCGAUAAAGUGUACACACGUUCAAGCCAAAAAGAUGUGAUGACUGAAAUGUCUAAAGGUGACUUUCUUGAAUGUCGCUCAGGCGAUACGCUAACCAUAUCAGUGGAUGAUGUUGUCAAUUCUAAAGUGAUUAACCCAAUGAUACGUAAAUUACAACGUAUGUAUCUGAACAAUUUGCGCGAAGAGAUGUCACUGAUGGAAGAUUUGGAACGUUUGCCACAUAAAGUAAAUGAGGUUUACAAAGCCACCAUAUUUAAACAAAAAGAAUGAGACGCUAUUCGGUAAUGUUACUUGAAGAAAGUUUUUUGGGGAGACGGUGUGAAACAUGCAUUGCACAUUUCAAGCACAUUUAUUUCUUUAUAAAUACAAUUCAUCAAGGCAUUAUUUUCGAAUAAAUACCAUUUCUGAUUAACGCA
Bactrocera oleae (olive fruit fly) is the source of this 1203-nucleotide messenger RNA. RefSeq lists its product as uncharacterized. Lineage: Eukaryota; Metazoa; Arthropoda; Insecta; Diptera; Tephritidae. The record is from RefSeq and is a predicted model, not a curated record.